AUGGCAUGGCAGUACUCCAAGUGGAAAAAGCACGCAAUGGAUGUAUCCCGCAUGGCAAUGUCUACUACAUCCAGCUUCGUGUCUCAGCAUAGCAUGGCAAUACUCCAAAGUGGAAGGGCACACAAUGGACGUAUCCCACAUGGCAAUGUACCUCGCAGAAAAGGGCAUGCACAGGUCACACCCCGCAUAGAGAUGUACCUCGCGGGAUACUCAUCGAAGGUCAGAGAAGAUGCGCGAGGGUUUUGUCCUGUUCUGCACUGCUCUGUUACGCGCCUAUGUGAAUUUCAUGAGAUGGAAAAGGCUCAAAAGUUGUUUAAAAAUAUGCUAAGCAAAGGCUGCUCCCCAGAUGUUGUUACCUACAACACUCUGAUUGAUGGUUUAUGUCACAGUGACAGGGAAAUAGAAGCAUUUACACUUAUUUCUGAGAUGGAAAAUAGGGGACAUCUUCCUGAUGUAAUUACAUAUAAUACGCUAAUUUCUGCAUUCUGUAGAACGGGAGAAAUGAACAUGGUAGGAAAGAUUUUAGAGGAGAUGGCGACGAGGGAUUUGAAACUUGAUGAAGUGACAUACACCAAAGUCAUUGAUGGCCUGUGCAAGGCAGGAGAUUUUUCUAGAGCACUUUCGUUCUUUAAUAAGAUGCUAGAUGAAGGCUCGACUCCUAAUGAAAACAAACUUGACAUGGCUCUCUCGAUGCUGAAUGAGAUGAGAACAAAAGAUUUAGUUCCAAAUGUUGUAACAUACAAUAAAUUAUUACGCACCUUCCGUGAAAGACAUGACCUUGAAAAAACGUUUUGGGUGAUGGAUCAAAUGAAGAAAGAAGGUUGUGCUCCAAGUGAUGCAACUGUCCGGAUACUUGACUGGCUGGUUAAAGUUGGUCAAAAGCAAAAAUUAAGUUUGAGUGAGUCCUUUCAUAUUACAUGCUAUCCUCUUCCUCUUCCUUUGAGAUGUGAACUUUCUGAAUAUGGCCGCUUUCUGAAUGAGGAUGUUUAA
Messenger RNA from Cryptomeria japonica (Japanese cedar), 990 nucleotides. Its product is annotated as pentatricopeptide repeat-containing protein At5g64320, mitochondrial-like. Lineage: Eukaryota; Viridiplantae; Streptophyta; Pinopsida; Cupressales; Cupressaceae. The transcript is spliced from 5 exons. Gene Ontology annotation, molecular function: protein binding. Bases 1 to 990 code for a protein of 329 amino acids. The record is from RefSeq and is a predicted model, not a curated record.